CCUGCGUUCCAAUCUUGUAUUCGUAACUCGUUCUGCGACACGCUAACGUGCAUCUGGUGAAACAGCUCCGACGUCGGACAAUGUAAUAGCCGUAUCAGUAGUAACAUAGAGUGGAGUAAAUAUAGAAGAUAUCUUUCGAAAAGACCGCCAAAGGAAAUCGAUACUGAACGACGGCGGCGCUCAUGAGUCUCAGACCGAUAGCGUGAUCACUCGUAUAUGCUGCGUAAUAUCACAACUUUAUCUUCAUUAAAAAAGAAAGGAAAUAUAAUUAUAUACAUCGUAUUCAUGAGAAUACGCGCGCAUUCUAAAUAAACACAUGUACAGUGCCUGUAUCAAAUCAUCAAGUGCAAGUAAGAUCCAAGUGGCAGCAUUAACUGGGUCCAACGACUGCAACCACAUCUGUUCACCAACAGGAAGAUGCGCAUGCGUAAAAAACUUUUUUCGAUUGAAGAGACGGUUAGCGAGAUGCAAUCACAAAUGAUCAUGAAACCGCAAGUUGGACGAAGAAUGCUGUUCACCACAAGAUAUGCUAAUUUUUGGGUGAAAAUACUUCAAAAAAAGAAGAAGAAACCGUUGGCAUCAGAGGUCCUAACGAGCUACCUAUUGCAAACCGGCGAGCCCCCCUGGACCUCGUACUUUGUCCGAUACGCCGACGUGGUGAACGAUCAACGGGGAAUGUCACACUUUAACUGGCCGGCGGGUGACAGUAAUUACCACGUGCUUAGGACCGGCUGUUUCCCGUACAUCAAGUAUCACUGCAGCAAACGGCCGGUGCAAGACCUUAGCGGCGAGGACAGAUUCUUCAAGGCGAUCAAGAUAUUGAACCUUGGUAUCCCCACCCUGAUGUACGGACUGGCGGCGACGCAGCUUAUCCGACACCACGAGAUUGUGAAGACGCCUCAAGGAGACGUGACAAUCCACUUCUUGCUACCAGAGGACAAAGGCGCGUCCUACUAAGAUCGCAACUAGCACCAUAUUUAAUACCUAUUCGAGUUUCUCAUGUGAAAUGUCAUGAUGGACUUUAAUGAAAUACGAAGUCGAAUGAUUGCUACAUAUUUUUUAAUCUUCAUAAUGUUAUUCAUUAGUCUGGUGAGUCUUCAAAUACAAAAUAAGGAGAGAAUCAAGCGGCGUUCAAGACUCAGCCAGUUCUGUUUAUUUAUGACAGAUGCGAGCGUUAGCUUUUUUUAAUUGAAAAAAUGGAGCAGUUGAGGAUCUGGGAGUUUUCUACGAACUAUCCGUUCAAGAGCUUGAUCAAAAUUAAAAUUAGAUAAUAAGAUCUUAAUAAAUAAUGAUAAAAUGCAGAAUUGUUUUUCCAAUAAAAAAAUGCACUUUGAAAUUUUCUCAAAUACACUUGAGAAGCAUCAGUUUAAAAACAGCGAAAUAAAUUUCUUAAAGAAACGCAAUUGAAUCUUGGCUACGUGGAAUUGCGAACCGUAGAAGUCGAGAAAACUUAUGUUCCACUUUUAAAACUUUUUAUUCAUGUUUAAGUAAACUCAAUGAAUAGCACGUAUCAGUUUUUGUAGAACUUAUUAAUCAAAUAAGAUCAGAAAAGCAUUCGUUAGGGGGACCAGUCGUGAAUCUGCUGAUAAUCGACGAUUCUACAUCAGACUUCAAGGGGUCUAAAUAGGAGCACCUUUACAAGCUUUGACGUUGCGCCGAUAAGACAUGAAGUCUUAUUUAAUGAGAACGGCCGCGAGCGAUCCGUACCUAGAACAAGGUGCGAACAUGCAUAGUUAACAUUAAAGCGGCUUUCUAAUUAGCUACUACUCGCGUGUUUCCCGACUUGAUGAUGCAUUAACUUUGUCGACUCGUUUAUCCGCCCCGAACUUGUUUGCAUGGAGAACGUAAGAUACGAUGAUGAAAGCUCCCGUUGCCGACCGUUGGCAUUUAAGUCGGCGAUUUAUACGUGCGUCGAAUGCGAUGCAUAAUAAUUCGUUAUAAUUAUUAUAACUAUGGAAUGAAUUACGAUCGGCGAGCGAACAUCCCCCCUCGCUCGAAUCAAUCGAUAUCGAAUGCCGGAUAUCGCGGUAAGACAAGUCACUUCUAAAGGACACGCUCCGUCAGUUACGGAUGCGAUUGCACGUAACCCUCGGCGACGUGCAGCUGUUCGAAAUAAACGUGAUCUGAACUUGGUAAAAUAUCUUUAAAAUAUACUCAUGAGAUUUGACUCGCAAUUUGAUUCGCUUUAUAGCUUUAAGAUGCGUUUAUAAAUUCAUAAUUAUGUAUU
Messenger RNA from Camponotus floridanus (Florida carpenter ant), 2227 nucleotides. RefSeq lists its product as uncharacterized. The record is from RefSeq and is a predicted model, not a curated record. The transcript has 5 exons. Bases 418 to 957 code for a protein of 179 amino acids. Lineage: Eukaryota; Metazoa; Arthropoda; Insecta; Hymenoptera; Formicidae.